AUGAGUCCAUCCGCCAUCGUUGAGUCCAACGAAAUGGCCACUCAAUCGACAUUUUCCUACGCACAAGCUGCAAAGGGUCAGGGCACUGCCCCUGCUUCGAAUCCUACAGCUGUCGCCGAUACUGCUGCUCCACCCCAGGACGCGCAGGCAUCCAUUGCCGAUGCUGAUGUUCCGGCUCCCGCAACCGACGUGAAGUCGAUUGCUGCUACUGAGCACGCCAGCUCUGAAGCUCCUGAGACUACGGAGCACCGCGCUACCUUCUCUGACAAGCAAGGCCUCGAGAGUAUACCUGGAUCCGAGAGCGAUGCCCGCUCCGAGUCGACACAAAGCAGACGAACAGACUCGAGACGCGAAGAUGAUUCUGGAAGGCUAGAGCGCCCGUGGCGACGAAACGAGAAGACACCGGGGUCAUCAAACACUACUGCCCGGUCUGUAGACGAGCAGGACUCUCGAAAGGCUAGGCGAAAUAAGAAGGGCAAGACUUCUGAGAAGCAACCCAGUGAUCAGACGGCAGAAAAGGAGCAGGAGGCGGUCACUGAGGCCCCCAAGGUCGAGCUCUCAGAAGCACCUAUCCCCAGCGUCAACAUCUGGCAUAAGCGAAAGGAGGCCCAGCAGGCCAAGUCUGUCAAACCUGCUCCCACACCUGCGGAAGCUACAGUGAAUGGCACUUCAUCUCGGGAUGAGAAGAAGACUGAGGAAUCUGCUACAACACCAUAUACAAAUGGCAUCAAGACUCAGCAAAAGCCGGCCAGCACUGCGCGGCCGGAACGCAAUGGCCCCCGGGGGACACGGAUACAUGAGAAGGAUGGUAAGAAUGAGGCUCCCCCAUCCGUCGAGGAUUCUACGGCAUGGCCAACUCCUGAGACUGCAAUCACGGCUAUUAAGGAGGACAGCAAGAAGAAGAGCGCAGACAAGACACCCGACAAAUCAGACCGCUCUGAUAAGGACAGUCAAGAAGAUGGCAGCGCGUCAAAGCCCCGACAGAAAUGGGUGGCUAUGGACUAUGUCCCCACAGUCAGCUUCGAAACCCAGCUUCCUCAAAUGCGUAGCUCUAAGCCACGGGGUGGUGCUCGUGGUAAUCGAGAUGCCGCUCCUCGAAGCAUGGCCAACGGUGUAGCGGAUAAAACCGCAUCUACCGCGCCCGCCAACAAGACCAACGACACCAAGCCUAAAGACAACACCAACAAUGCCGCAUCACAAAUGGCAGCCGUCAAACGCGGAGCAGUGGAUGGUAUUAACGGUCAGAAAAAGGCCCCUGCCAGCACUGGCUCCGAGAAGGCCAAAGAUACGACGGCCCAGUCUACGGAGAUCUCCCAAAGUCGAGAUAGGCAUGAUAGCCGCAGUGAGAGAGGUCGAGGCAAUUACCGAGGACGAGGUGCUCAUCACGGCCAUUCACAGUCUCAGCAUGCUAUUUCUGCAUCCGGAUUCCAUGGCCAAGGCGCCAACGCUGCCAGAUCUCAGGGUUAUAGCCCCCCAUUGCGACAGGGUGGUCAUGGUGGCAUGUUUACGCCUCCUUCUCAGCGAGGCCGUGGUCGCAAUGGCGCUAACAACUUCCAUCGUGUAUCAGUGCCGAACGGCGGAUCUCGCAUGCCUGUUGUGCAAGCUCAAUAUUCGCCCUACGAUUACUCUAUGGCAGCGCCCAUGGGCGCAGUCCCUUUCCACUCCCUUCCAUUUGACAACUUGCUCGUCCUCACGAUCAAGACUCAAAUUGAAUAUUAUUUCUCCAUCGAGAACCUCUGCAAAGACGAGUACCUUCGACAGCGCAUGGAUUCCCAGGGAUUCGUCCCCCUCCACUUCAUUAGUGCGUUCUCGCGCAUCAAGCAGUUGACUGUGGACAUGAACAUCAUCCGUGCUGCUUGUGAGGAUUCGACUGAAGUCGACUACGUGGUUGGCGACGAUGAGUGUGAGCGACUACGUCGGCGACACAAUUGGGAGCAUUUCGUUUAUUCUAUGGAAAAUCGAGAUGAGCUGGCCCGCAAUGCUGGCCCUUCAAGCGUCACUUUCAAGAACAGACACUACCAUUUCCCUGGUGGCCAAUUUGACGACAUCGCUGCUAUGCCGUAUGGCGCACAUGCUUAUCCUCAUGGCCAUGCUCUCCAACAAUUCGCACCACAUGACGCAAACGGGGUUGUUCCAAAUGGCAACACCCAGCUUUCUGCGGCUGUUCCCGACUUCUCACCUUCCGGGACAAUUCCCCUCGUUGGCCCUCAGGGUGAAGUCCAAGUCACCAGCGUUGAAGCUUUGACCAAUGGUCAUGCUGAACAAACUGCGCCGCUUACCAACGGUGUGCAUAGUGGGGAGGCUUACACGACGCAAUCGUAG
Messenger RNA from Fusarium mangiferae, 2322 nucleotides. RefSeq lists its product as uncharacterized. Gene Ontology annotation, cellular component: cytosol; cytoplasmic stress granule. The transcript is spliced from 2 exons. Gene Ontology annotation, molecular function: RNA binding. Lineage: Eukaryota; Fungi; Ascomycota; Sordariomycetes; Hypocreales; Nectriaceae. The coding region runs from base 1 to 2322 and encodes 773 amino acids. The record is from RefSeq and is a predicted model, not a curated record. Gene Ontology annotation, biological process: positive regulation of translation.